UGAAGGUUCACGUUUGACGCUGAGAGCAUGAUCAUGGCAGCAAGUACAGAAAUGAAACUGAACGCUUUAGCUAUGGGCGCCUUAGCAAAGUAUCCGAUUUCAAUUGUAUGCUUGGUUGGUCUCUUAGUUGCAUUCGUCUUCUUGUGGAGUUCAUUGCAGCAAAUGCAUUGUUCUAGCCAUCUUGAUCUUGACAUCGAUCUUGCUGUUGAUCGUGGCUCCUUGGCAGCAAUUGCAGCGACCACUUCGUUUACUGUCGAGGAGCUUGAAGCGUUUGACAAGAUCCUGAAGGCUGCAAGCUUGUCCAACGAGAAGAGGAUCAUUCUCACCACGCUGAAUCAGGCUUGGGCCUCCAGUGGGAGCAUGCUGGAUCAUUUCCUGGAGAGUUUCCGCGACGGAAACGGGAUCAGCUGGCUCUUGCAGCACGUAGUAAUAAUCGCCAUGGAUGAGCCUUCGCACAAGCGCUGCCUGGCGAUCCACGGCCACUGCUUCCAGAUGACGAGCAAAGGUGUCGAUUUCUCAGCGCAGGAGAAGCAGUUCAUGAGCAAAGACUACCUCAAGAUGACCAGGGAGAAGAUCAUGCUCAUGGGAAUCGUCUUGCGGAUGGGGUUCAGCUUCAUCUUCACGGAUGGAGACGUGAUGUGGUUCCGAGAUCCGUUCCAGCAUUUCACGCCUGAUGCAGAUCUGGAGCUAUCCUGCGACUACUUCUUCGGGAAUGCGAGUGACAUGAACAAUGCCCCCAACACAGGCUUCUUCCACGCUCGCUCCAACCAGCGGACCAUCCGGCUGUACAAAUUCUGGUACGACUCGCACGAGACAUUCCCUGGAAGGCACGAUCAGGACGUGUUCAAGGCGAUCAAAGGCACGAAAACCUUCCAAGAUCUGGGCCUCAAAGUCCGAUUCCUUCCAACUCAAUACUUCGAAGGCUUCUGCGCUCCUGUGAAGAACUUUGACAAGGUGAGCACCGUGCAUGCCAAUUGCUGUGUAGGCCUCCAGAAGAAGCUUCAGGACCUGACGUUGCUACGCGAAGAUUGGAAAAGGUACAAGCUCGCGAGCGAGAAGGUUGAGUGGAGAGUUCCCAAGCACUGCAAACUCAAAUAGAUGAAAACUCUGUUUUAAACAGUUAAGCAAAUAAAUGUCUUAACAAUAAAAGGAAGCAAAACAGCUAUAUAUACAACAAAGAACUAGAAAAGGAAUACUGUACACUACAACAAAGAAAGAAAGGGAGAAAAAAAUAAUCUCAACAUACCAGAUCAGGAGAGAAGAUCUA
Selaginella moellendorffii is the source of this 1267-nucleotide messenger RNA. RefSeq lists its product as uncharacterized. The transcript is spliced from 3 exons. The record is from RefSeq and is a predicted model, not a curated record. The coding region runs from base 28 to 1098 and encodes 356 amino acids. Lineage: Eukaryota; Viridiplantae; Streptophyta; Lycopodiopsida; Selaginellales; Selaginellaceae.